This is a messenger RNA of Alosa sapidissima (American shad), 4301 nucleotides long. It is a transcript of the gene slc4a5a, whose product is annotated as solute carrier family 4 member 5a. Gene Ontology annotation, cellular component: plasma membrane. Gene Ontology annotation, molecular function: sodium:bicarbonate symporter activity; solute:inorganic anion antiporter activity; monoatomic anion transmembrane transporter activity. The record is from RefSeq and is a predicted model, not a curated record. Lineage: Eukaryota; Metazoa; Chordata; Actinopteri; Clupeiformes; Clupeidae. Bases 134 to 3517 code for a protein of 1127 amino acids. The transcript has 27 exons. Gene Ontology annotation, biological process: monoatomic anion transport; regulation of intracellular pH; bicarbonate transport.
CGGACACAUCCAAACAGUCUGGAUUAUGAAUUCCGGACGUGGCUGUCAUUGAGAAGUUUGCCUUGAUGAAUCCAUUCGAUUAGCGUCGGUGUUUCUCUCCUCACCUGUUCCUGCAACUGCAACUGAAAUCAGGAUGGACCCUGAGCGGGGCAUGAUGGGAGGCCGCCAUCGCUAUGAGGAAGCGGACGAGGAACAUCAAUCCAUCUACAUCGGUGUGCCGAUCCCUCGAGGGUACAGACGCAAACGCCGGCGAAGACGCUCCAUGUCCAGCCGAGACUCGGGGGAGGUGGAGCGAGACAGGCGGUAUGAGCACCAUCACAGACAUCACGAGCACCACGACCUGGACCGGUACGACAUCGAGGCUGGGGGCCUGGACCCUCCCGAACACAGCCUGCCCCCCGACAUCAACAGGACCAUGUCCCCUGCGGCUGAGCGUCUUCGCUACAUCCUGGGAGAUGACGAUGACAUGCCCACACCGACCCUGUUCACAGAGAUGGACACGCUGCAGCAUGAGGGGGACGAGCUGGAGUGGAAGGAGUCGGCCAGGUGGGUGAAGUUUGAGGAGAAGGUGGAGGAGGGUGGUGAGCGGUGGAGCAAGCCUCAUGUGUCCACACUGUCCCUGCACAGCCUGUUUGAGCUGCGCACCUGUCUACAAACUGGCACUGUGCUACUAGACCUGGAGGGGUACUCCCUACCGCAGAUAGUGGAUGACAUUAUCGAGAGACAGAUCGAAGAGGGGAUGAUUGGUCCGGAACUGCGGGAUAAGAUCAGUUUCGUCCUGCUGCGGAAGCACAGGCAUCAGACCAAGAAGCCUAUCCACCGCUCCCUGGCAGACAUCGGCAAAUCAGGCGGCGGAAGUGCUGGCAACCGCAGUCCAAACCGUGCCCCACCCGCGGGAGCAAACUUUAACCGCUCCACAGAAGACCUGCGCUCCAAACAGGCAGGCAACUAUGGCCGUCUGCGUCAUGCCCAAAGUCGCAGUAUGAAUGAUAUUGCUGAUACACCAAGCACAGACCAGCUGAAGAACAAAUUCAUUAAAAAGAUCCCCCGAGAUGCAGAGGCAUCCAAUGUCCUGAUUGGAGAAGUUGACUUCCUGGACAAACCCUUUGUGGCCUUUGUACGUUUGGCUCAGGCAACCACACUCGGAGGACUGACUGAGGUCCCCGUGCCCACCAGGUUCUUAUUUGUUCUCCUGGGACCUCAUGGCAAAGCCAAGUCCUAUAAUGAGAUUGGCAGAGCCAUCGCCACCCUGAUGGUAGAUGAUCUCUUCAGUGAUGUCGCAUACAAAGCCAGGGAUCGGGAGGAUCUCAUUGCCGGCAUCGAUGAGUUCUUGGACGAGGUCAUCGUCUUGCCACCUGGGGAAUGGGACCCCAAAAUCCGCAUUGAGCCCCCCAAGAAAGUGCCCUCAGCUGACAAAAGGAAGUCAGUUUUCUCCCUGAACGAGCUUGGCCAGAUGAACGGGGCAGCCGGUGGGGGAGGAGGCCACGGUGACGAUGAGGAGAUGCCCGCAGCGCAUGAGCUUGGAGAGGAGCUGGCCUUCACUGGCAGAUUCUGUGGUGGCCUGUUCUUAGACAUCAAGCGUAAGGUUCCCUGGUUCCCUAGUGAUUUAUAUGAGGGCUUUCAUGUUCAGUCCAUUUCUGCUGUCCUCUUCAUCUACCUGGGCUGCAUCACCAACGCAAUCACCUUUGGUGGCCUCCUUGGAGAUGCCACUGACAACUACCAGGGGGUGAUGGAGAGUUUCCUGGGCACAGCUCUGGCCGGGACAGUAUUCUGCCUGUUUAGUGGCCAGCCACUCAUCAUCCUCAGUUCCACAGGGCCCAUCCUCAUCUUUGAGAAACUGCUCUAUGAAUUCAGCAAGAGCAACGGCAUUGACUACAUGGAGCUGCGCCUGUGGAUCGGCAUUCACUCCUGCGUGCAGUGCUUCUUCCUGGUGGCCACAGACGCCAGCUACAUCAUCAAGUACAUGACACGCUUCACCGAGGAGGGAUUCUCCAGCCUCAUCUCCUUCAUCUUCAUUUCGGACGCAAUCAAGAAGAUGGUGGGCUCCUUCAAGUACUACCCCAUCAACACAGACUUCAAGCCCGACUACGUCACCCAGUACAAGUGCGAGUGCAUCGCCCCUGACCCGAUGCCAGUGCCAGACAACACUUCUGCUCUGUUUGGGUUAAAUAUUACAGCUCUGGACUGGACGCAGCUCAGUAAGAAGGAGUGUGUGAAGUAUGGAGGUGCUCUGGUGGGCAAGUCCUGCAAGUUCGUGCCCGACCUGGCUCUGAUGUCCUUCAUCCUCUUCUUUGGAACCUACUCCAUGACUGUCUCCCUAAAGAAGUUCAAAUUCAGCCGCUAUUUCCCCACUGCGCUUCGCAAGCUCAUCAGUGACUUCUCCAUCUUCAUGUCAAUCAUGACAUUUGUGGGUCUUGAUAUGUUGAUGGGGCUAAAGACUCCUAAACUAAUUGUUCCCACUGAAUUUAAGCCCACCCGUCCAGGUCGCGGCUGGAUUGUGUUACCUUUCGGAAAGAACCCCUGGUGGGUGUAUGUGGCCAGCUUUGUUCCAGCACUCCUUGUCAGCAUCCUGAUUUUCAUGGAUCAACAAAUCAGUGCUGUUAUUGUCAAUCGCAAGGAGAACAAACUCAAGAAAGGGUGUGGCUAUCACUUGGACCUGUUGUGUGUGGGUAUACUGAUGGCAGUCUGUUCCUUCUUGGGACUGCCCUGGUACGUAGCUGCCACUGUCAUCUCCAUUGCCCACAUAGACUCCCUUAAGAUGGAGAGCGAGUCCAGCGCACCUGGAGAGCAGCCUCAGUUCCUGGGGGUGAGAGAACAGAGAGUGACUGGGAUUCUUGUGUUUGUUCUCACCGGAGUGUCCAUCUUCCUGGCCCCUGUACUUCAGUACAUCCCAAUGCCAGUACUUUAUGGAGUUUUCCUCUACAUGGGAGUGGCCUCGCUCAGUGGAAUUCAGUUCUGGGACCGCAUAAAAUUAUAUCUGAUGCCGUCCAAGCACCAGCCUGAUUUCAGCUUCCUGCGCCAUGUGCCCCUGAGACGGAUUCACCUCUUCACACUGAUCCAGAUCAUAUGCCUCAUUGUCCUCUGGGUUCUCAAAUCCACUUUUCUGGCCAUUAUCUUUCCUGUUAUGAUUCUUGGGCUGUUGUUGGUGCGUAAGAUGCUGGACAUGGUGUUCUCGCAGCAUGACUUAGCUUGGAUGGAUGAUCUCUUGCCUGAAAAAGAGAAGAAGAAGAAAGAGGAUGAGAAGAAGACAACAAAAGACAAGAAGAAGUCAAGAGUGGAUGACAGUGAGGACGAGGAGAAGUACCACCCGUACUCUAACUGCUCUCCCCCAGACUCCGACCUGGACCGCAGCAUCACACUGCACCUGAAGAUCUCCUGCCCGUCUUCGCCGGCGGGGCCCAUGAGCCGCGGCAUGGCCUGUCCCGUGCCCCAGGUCAAGAUCGAGAUGGAGUCCGACUACGAGGACACGGACACGGACCCGCGGCACCGGGACAUGAGCAGUGAGACAACGCUGUAGUUGUGCCGCCGGCGAGGCAAACAGAGAAAGCCCCCCCACCCCACCCGACCCGUGGGGCCCGCUGUCAGGAGAGUAAAUGAUUCUCCUCUGCUCCCACAAAAGCUCUGCAGACAGGACAAUGCAAGGGAAAUGGCCAAACACAUUUGUCAUGGACUCCCACUUUAUGUUAUACCGCAGAUUUGAGAUGGAUGCCGUGUAUAAGACCUGUGUCCAAAAUUCAAACUUUGAUCCGGUAUUAAGUAUUACCAAACCUUUGUACUCAGUAACCGAAUGCACUAUGUUCAGUCUUAAACCACAUAAUGCCACUGAGAUCCGUAUGAAAUAGUUGAUGAGCAGAGGGAGUUUUUAACUGUAUGUACUGUAAAUGAGAAAAUAUAAUGUGCAAAUCUACCUACAAGUUUAUCUAUAUUUAUUCAAAUAAGUAGUAUGUGGAAAACAAAAAGAAUGAUCAGAGGGAUUCCAUGUCUUUGUGGUGCUGUUUAAGUGUAUGGAUUAUGUAGUUAAUGGUCUUUUGUGUAAGAAACACCCUUUUAUUUCCUUUUUUGUUUCUUGCCUCUGCGAUGGUUGGAAAUGGCUGGGGGAAAAGAAACAACCAAAUAGCUUUAAAGCCCAAAUUCACACGCUGCUAGGUUACAUUAUAAGAUAAGUUAUUGUUACGUUUUACAAUAACUUACCACCUUUACCACAACAGACUUACCAGACUUACACAACAUUACCAAUAUUUUUGUGUGAAUCUGAGUCAAUAUACAAUGUAUUUAGUAACUGAUUAUAGGUCAUUAGAGGG